ACUCUUUGUUUCAACCCGGAACUUUAGUCUUCGAGGUUUUGUGUUGAGUAGGACUGCCAAGGUGUGGGACGCGUGUUUACGUUGCCGGGGAGCCGUUUGAAAGAAUGAGGCGUUCAAGCACAGCUAAACAGUGAAUGAUGGCUUCGAGAGAGACGAUUCUUUUUAGUGGUGAUCAUAACACAGUUGAAGGUGGAGAAGAUAUGGAACAAGAAGAGUUUUUGGCAUUGAGUUUUUCAGGGUCUGAUGCAGCGUUUGACUCUGUUAUUGGAUAUAUAGAAGAUGUAAUUAUAGAUGAUAAUUUUCAACAACUCCAGAGAAAUUUUAUGGAAAAAUACUACAUGGACUUUGAAGAGUCAGAGGAGAAUAAAUUAUGCUAUACUCCUAUAUUCAAGGAAUAUAUUGACCUACUCGAGACCUACAUUGAGCAGCAACUAAUGGCAAGGAUGCCUGGGUUCAGCAUGUCAGCAUUUAUUGAAUCUUUAGAACAACAUAAAGAAGAGAUAGCUGGUGAUAUAUUUGACAUGCUGGUUACCUUCACUGACUUCCUGGCUUUCAAGGAGAUGUUUUUAGAUUACAGAGCUGAAAAAGAAGGACGUGGGCUUGAUUUGAGCAGUGGUCUCGUUGUGAGAGCCCUAACAGCAUCUUCUCCAACGUCCUUUCCUUCUAAUGGUUCCCGCCCUUUUGAGUGAUGUCACGACAUUAUUCAGAAGGUGUUCUUUUUUUUUUAGCACAAACAGCACAAUGUUAAACUAACACCAUAUCUUUUAUUUUAAAUGUGGCAUUCAAUGCCAUUUCCCCUCUUUUUUGAAAAUUUAAAAGAAUGUUGUCUGUACAUUCCAGAGAUUAGAAGUGCACCAGACAGACAUUCACAGCUCUUUAAACUCCCAUUACAUCAGUUUACAUGUAGUACCCUGUCUCUGCAGUAAGAGACCCCAUAAGUAAAUUAUUAAUUCCACAAAAUGUAAAAUAAUAAAACAAAAUGUCUAUUUUGGCUGUUUACAUUAGUAAACUAGUAAUAUGUCAAAAAAUGGAGCUGACGAAAUAAAUUGUGGAAAUGCUUUAGAGUUAAUAGAAAAUUUAGAGAAGGCACACAACUGAAAAUUUGCCAUAUAAAUUCUGCAAUUGCUUGGGGUAUUAAAAAGAGUACUGUAUAAAUAUUUUAAAUACUGGUGAUUACAAAUUUAAAAAGAAAGUGUACAAGAAACACCAUCAUUGGCAUACACUAGUAUUAAUGCCUGGUUCAUUAUUACUGCUGUAAUUAGAGGAUUGGAAAUCAUUUUUUGAGGAAGCUGGAUUUUUAUUUAUUUUUUUUUUAACUUGCUUGGCAUUUUUUAAAGCACAUGUUCUCAUCAUGUAUAUUUAGUUUUUGUGCACCCUGUGUUAUUCAUACCAGUACGUUUUAUUUAUGUUUAAUGUAAUAAUAACUUACAGAGUACAGGUAGUUGUCAAGGCAGAAAAAAAAAAGAAUCUCUUGGAUUUGUCCUUCACUUUCUUUCUUCUGUGCUGUAGACUUUUAGUGCUAGUAUUUAUAAUACGGAUUCUUAUUUAAUGUUAAAGAUAAAAAUGUUUAAUUGGACUGUCAUUUCUUGUAUGUACAUAUUAUAUAUUUGCAAUAAAUAAACUACACAGUA
Erpetoichthys calabaricus (reedfish) is the source of this 1631-nucleotide messenger RNA. RefSeq names its product ADP-ribosylation factor-like 2 binding protein (gene arl2bp). Gene Ontology annotation, biological process: positive regulation of tyrosine phosphorylation of STAT protein; maintenance of protein location in nucleus. Gene Ontology annotation, cellular component: mitochondrial intermembrane space. The record is from RefSeq and is a predicted model, not a curated record. Lineage: Eukaryota; Metazoa; Chordata; Cladistia; Polypteriformes; Polypteridae. Bases 135 to 689 code for a protein of 184 amino acids. The transcript has 7 exons.